CAGUGGCAGAGACUGGCGGUGGCUCGAGGAGACGCCGGCGCAGCAGGAACCGCAAGGGUCGCCGCUCGUGCCGCUUCCAGCCCGCGCCGAGAGGUGUGAAAAUUUAAAUAACACAAGUAUUUUGCCUGGGGCUUUGGUCAAACAAAUGCUGAAAAGUUACAUAAAGAAGAUCCCUAGGAGCCAUUUCUCAGCAAUUAUAUAGUCAACUGAUGUAACAAUGGUACUAAUAUUGGGACGCAGAUUAAACAGAGAGGAUCUUGGGUUGCGUGAUUCCCCAGCAACUAAGCGUAAAGUUUUUGAAAUGGACCCCAAAUCUCUGACAGGUCAUGAGUAUUUUGACUUCUCUUCAGGAUCAUCCCAUGCUGAAAACAUCCUCCAGAUAUUUAAUGAGUUCCGUGACAGCCGCUUAUUCACAGAUGUUAUUAUCUGUGUGGAAGGAAAAGAGUUCCCGUGCCAUCGAGCUGUCCUCUCAGCCUGCAGCAGCUACUUCAGAGCCAUGUUCUGUAAUGACCACAGGGAGAGCCGAGAAAUGCUGGUUGAGAUCAACGGCAUUUUAGCCGAAGCUAUGGAAUGCUUCUUGCAGUAUGUGUAUACUGGGAAGGUGAAGAUCACCACAGAGAACGUCCAGUAUCUCUUCGAAACCUCCAGCCUCUUUCAGAUUAGUGUUCUCCGUGAUGCUUGUGCCAAGUUCUUAGAGGAGCAGCUUGAUCCUUGCAAUUGUCUAGGAAUCCAGCGCUUUGCCGACACCCACUCACUGAAAACACUCUUCACGAAAUGCAAGACCUUUGCAUUACAGACUUUUGAGGAUGUGUCCCAGCAUGAAGAAUUUCUCGAGCUUGACAAAGAUGAACUUAUUGAUUAUAUCUGCAGUGAUGAACUUGUUAUUGGUAAAGAGGAGAUGGUUUUUGAGGCCGUCAUGCGCUGGGUCUACCGGGCGGUUGAUCUGCGAAGACCACUGUUACAUGAGCUCCUGACACAUGUCAGGCUUCCUCUCUUGCAUCCCAACUACUUUGUUCAGACAGUUGAGGUGGACCAGUUGAUCCAGAAUUCCCCUGAGUGUUAUCAGUUGCUGCACGAAGCAAGACGGUACCACAUACUUGGCAAUGAAAUGAUGUCCCCAAGAACUAGGCCACGCAGGUCUACUGGCUAUUCAGAGGUGAUAGUUGUGGUUGGAGGCUGUGAACGAGUUGGAGGAUUUAAUCUUCCAUACACUGAGUGCUAUGAUCCAGUAACAGGAGAAUGGAAGUCCUUGGCCAAGCUUCCAGAGUUUACCAAAUCCGAGUAUGCAGUCUGUGCACUGAGGAAUGAUAUUCUUGUUUCAGGUGGAAGAAUCAACAGCCGUGAUGUCUGGAUUUAUAAUUCACAGUUAAAUAUCUGGAUCAGAGUUGCUUCUCUAAAUAAAGGCAGAUGGCGUCACAAAAUGGCUGUCCUUCUUGGUAAAGUGUAUGUUGUUGGCGGCUAUGAUGGGCAAAACAGACUUAGCAGUGUAGAGUGUUACGAUUCCUUUUCAAAUCGUUGGACAGAAGUUGCUCCACUUAAGGAAGCAGUGAGCUCUCCUGCAGUGACAAGCUGUAUAGGAAAAUUGUUUGUGAUUGGUGGAGGCCCUGAUGAUAAUACUUGUUCUGAUAAGGUCCAAUCUUACGACCCAGAAACCAAUUCUUGGCUACUUCGUGCAGCUAUCCCCAUCGCCAAGAGAUGCAUCACAGCUGUCUCUUUAAACAACCUGAUCUACGUAGCUGGUGGACUGACCAAGGCGGUGUAUUGUUACGAUCCUGUUGAAGACUACUGGAUGCACGUACAAAACACAUUCAGCCGACAGGAAAACUGUGGUAUGUCUGUUUGUAAUGGUAAAAUCUAUAUCCUGGGUGGAAGACGGGAAAAUGGAGAAGCCACAGAUACUAUUCUCUGUUAUGAUCCUGCGACAAGUAUCAUCACAGGAGUGGCUGCUAUGCCCAGACCAGUGUCCUACCAUGGCUGUGUGACUAUUCAUAGAUACAAUGAGAAAUGCUUUAAGCUCUAACUAAACCCAGGAUACCUCACACAAGAAGCCAACGCCAAUCCAAGAGGAAAGUUUUUAAAACUACCACGUGAGAACUCAACUCCUUUGCAAAAAGAAAUAAAUAAUCCUGAUGCGUUUCUGACCCAAAAUACCAAUAUUUCAAGCUGUCAUAAAUCCUUUCCUGUAAUGGGGGUGGGAGGUUGGUGGAGUGAGACCAGUGCUCGCCUUUAUCCCAGCACCCAGAAGGCAGAGUUCUCUAUGUUUGAACCCAGCCUGGACUACAUAACAAGUUCUAGGCCAGCAAAGGCUGCACAGUAAGACCUUGUCUUUUGAAAAAAAAAAAAAAAGUAAUAAUUUGGCUUAUGAUUAUACUUUGGCAUUUUUGAAAAACUGUGUGGGGUAGGCAGUACUGCCCAGUGUAAACUUCUUAGGGAUUUAUGAACCAUUUUUCAGGAAUGUGUCCUCUUUUUGUCAAUUAUGUAGAGAGUAUUGCAUGAAUGAAGCUUUUUUGUUGUUGUUGUUGAAUUGCCUGAUGUUAAGAAUGUUUAGAAUUCAUUGUGAGAGGAAAAAAUGAGUUUGUUUGGUCAUUCGUUCACUUUAACAAUUUAUUUAACUAUAUGUACAUUGGUAGAAGGGGAUCAGAUCCCUUGCAACUGGAGUUACAGACAGUUGUGAACUGCCAUGUGGGUGCUGAGAAUUGAAUCCCAGUCCUUUGGAAGAACAGUGCUCUCACUGAGCCAUCUCUCCAGCCCCAAGAAAUGACUUUAUCCAUACUGGUUAAUUCUAUUGAAGACUUUUUGGGGUUUUGUUUGGUGUUUAGAUUUUCUUGUAAAAGUGUAGUGACAAUUCAGCUACCAUAAAAUACACAUUUUAUGACUUUAUAGACUAUUCUCUGAUAUUAAAUACUUUUUAUGAGUUUAUGUAGGAGAUGUAAAAGUAAGGAAAUUUAAAUUACACAUCAGUCCCUAAGGAAAAAUUAAAAUUACUAUUGAAGAAAAAAAAUGUGAUCCACUUUGGUUCUCAGGGUAUUUAAUGACUCAUCUGUGAGUCCACUAAAUACUUUCUUUCCUUUAAACUAACAUAGGAGUUGAAACUCCUUUUAGAGAGCAAGGCAGGUAUCUGGUCAGGACCUGUUUCCCAGGCGUGGUAGUACAGACCUGUAUCCAGGGUCUGGAAAGUGCAUCCAAAGAAACCCAAUGGGCUGAAGAGAUAGCUCAGUGUUUAAGAACACUUACUGCUCUUGGAGAGAACCCAGGUUUGGUUCCCACCCUUAUCAGGUAGCUCACAAUUUCUGCAAUUCUUGUUCCAGGGAAUCGAACACCUUCUGUCCUCCCUGGGCAUCUGCAAAUAUAUGGUGCACAUAAAUUCAUACAGGAACACGUGUGUAAAAGAAAUAUAUCUUAAGACAAAACUGCAUUUGCAAUACUGCUGUAAGAAAAACAAGAACAGGUUUGCUCCUACCCAGCUUGGUAGAGUUGGACCUAACUCGUGUGAUGCCUUGUGAGUGCCUCUCCACUGCUGUGUGAGCAGUUAUUAGGCUAGGAGUGGUGACUGAUUCCUUAAUAUCCUACAGCAGUGGGGCCUCUCGCUUGUAACUCUGACCAGCAGCAGUUCUGGUCUCCAGAGAGAAAUCUCUUAUUUGGGAGAGCUCUUUUAUUUGUAUAAAAUACUGAUCAUCAUUUUCAGAUUUCUAUUAAAUUUUUCCCUCUAGGUUUUUCACCUCCAUUUUACAAAGCUUAGCAGUUUGCAAAGUGAAAUGUGAAAUUUUUAUUAGAAACAUAAGUGAAUGCAGCAGGAAUUAGCACAACUAAUUAUUGUAAUUUCCAGUGCCCUGGGCUGCAGCAGGUGGCUUGCUGUGUAACUUGCCAGUCUCUCACUAUAAUAUACCCCUUGUCAAUGACAAUGGAGUCAUUAGAUUUCUGUUCAAAUUCAGGCAGUUAUAAGAAGCCUAGCAUUGGCAAACAACUUUUUCCUCAUCUUAGGAUAAUUCAAAUGUUUUUUAAGAGUCAUGCUUAGUUGGAAUCUAAAUUCUGAGAAAAAUGCUAAAAAAUACACUUAGGAAAGUGUUUUCAAGUCAUAAAUUUUAAGUGAUAUAACAUAGCUAUAGAAACAAUUCAGAAAAUAAUCACCUGUUGGUUGAGAAACAGAUGUAUGUAAAACUGAGGGUAUUUGUACUGUAAUUUUAUAGUAAAUAUCUGCAUUAUACUUUUGUUAGAGAAUGGAAAUUGUUUAGUUCAGAAAUUCUUAACAGUAAAGGGUGUGAACAGAGGUGUUUUAUAAAUGCUUAGGAUUCUACAAACGAUAAUUGUUAUUCUCAUGUAUAUUUGUAAGAUCAUGUCCAUUCAUAAAUACAUAUAAAAGACUUGGUCAAAGUAAAUUUGUAUUUUAGUAUUUUUGUCUGUUGUAAAAGUAUUAUCUAUUUGUAUCUUGUAAUGUUUAUUUUUCAUAUAUUCUCAUGUUUAUUGCAGUAAAUUAGAAAAAUCCUGAAAAUCAGAAUUUGUUUAAACAAAUUAAUUUUUCUUUAUGUUACAAAUUAUAUUAAAAGUUACCAGAAAGUACCUGAAUCCUAGAAAUUUAACUUCUAAAAGCUACCCAGUUGAUAUUUUAACUUCCUUUAAUUACUUACCUUUGCUAAUCCUUGAUAAAUAAUGGUGUGGUAAGCCCUGGUUUAAGAAAUAAUAAUUUUGCCGGGCAGUAGUGGCACAUGCCUUUAAUCCCAGCACUUGGGAGGCAGAGGCAGAG
Mus pahari (shrew mouse) is the source of this 4741-nucleotide messenger RNA. RefSeq names its product kelch like family member 24 (gene Klhl24). Lineage: Eukaryota; Metazoa; Chordata; Mammalia; Rodentia; Muridae. Gene Ontology annotation, molecular function: protein binding. The record is from RefSeq and is a predicted model, not a curated record. The transcript is spliced from 8 exons. The coding region runs from base 218 to 2020 and encodes 600 amino acids.